This is a messenger RNA of Tupaia belangeri chinensis (Chinese tree shrew), 2493 nucleotides long. RefSeq names its product trophinin associated protein (gene TROAP). Lineage: Eukaryota; Metazoa; Chordata; Mammalia; Scandentia; Tupaiidae. The record is from RefSeq and is a predicted model, not a curated record. The transcript has 15 exons. The coding region runs from base 223 to 2376 and encodes 717 amino acids.
GGCUCCACAGCUAAUCCUUCUUUUGUCCCGCCUCCGGAGCCUGUAGAUUGGACGACCGAGUCCAAUUGAUUGACGCCUUCGCGGGACCAUGGACGAGCCAAUCAGGAGCUUGGCGUAUUUUACAAACCGGGGAAGUAGCUGCAAGCCGGAGCCGAGAGUGUUAGGGAAAAGGCGAAGAAAGUGGGGGCGACCCUGAGAGGUUCCGAGGAAGUUUUAGCAGUCAUGACAACUCUCCAAGCCAGGAAGGACCCCCCUCUCCGGGGUGUAUCUCCCACCCCUAGCAAGAUUCCAGUAAGGUCUCAGAGACGUCAGCCUUUCCCCACCGUCAAAUCGUGCGCCCCGGACCAGGAGAAUCAAGAUCCAAGGAUAUUGGUGCAGAAGCCACCGCCCAGUAUUCAACAUCCUCUCGUUGAUUCAGCAGGCCCCAGGCCUAAAACCACAUGCCAGACAGAAAAAUCCCAAAGAUCUGUGGGGGUAACUCAGCUCCGGAACCCCUUGGAGGAGCUCAGGCCCAGCCCUGGGAAACAAAAUGUGGGAUCUGGGCCCACUCCCCAGACAGAGGCUCCAGGGGCCAUAGAGUUUGUGGCUGACCCUGCAGCCCUGGCCACCAUCCUGUCAGGUGAGGGGGUGAAGGGCUGGCCGGUUGGGCGCCCACCCAGCCUGGCUCAGAGAGUACUGAUUCGAGGAGGGAGCCAGGGAGGCACCAUCCAGAGGGGCCAGAGUGCUCGGGCCUCUGCAUAUUUGGCCCCUAGGACUCCCAUCCACCGGCUGGAUCCUGCCAGGGCUUCCUGCUUCUCAAGGCUAGAGGGACCAGGACCUCGAGGUCAGACUUUGUGUCCCCAGAGGCUAGAGGCUCUGAUUCCACCAUCAGGCUCUUGCUUGCACCGCUCCACUCGUCCCAGGUUCCAGGAGCUAAGAAGAGAGGCGUCCCCCAGCCGGACUUCAGUGAGCCAGGCCUCUGGAUUGCUCCUGGAGACCCCAGUCCAGCCUGCUUCCUCUCUGCCCGAAGGAGAACAUGAGGUUGUCACUCAUUCAGAUGAAGGAAGAAGGGCCCUUCUUGGUCUGGCCCAGCGAGUUCCACUGAGAGAAACCCGAGAGAUGACACGUACCAGGGACAGCCGUGACUCCCACCUGAUGCCCUCCCCCGCCCCUGUGGCCGAGCCCGUGCCUGGUUGUGUGGCACCAUCUUCCAUCACCCAUCCAUCACCCUUCGGACGGGCUCAGCGUGUACCCUCCCCUGGCCUCCAGCCCCUGAACUCAUAUUCUGUGCUGCGACGUCUCGCCAAUCGAACCAAAACCCAGUUCACACCCAUCCCGUCGGCCCCAAGAGUCCAACAGGCCCGACGGUUGAGUGGCUUCUCUCCUCAGUCCUGCCCUGAAGAGCCUGCCCUGCCUUGGGAGCAGGUUGCGGUACGCUUGUUUGACCAGGAGGGUUGUAGAAGGUUACAGGAGGGGCCUGGGAAGCCACCUGUGGCAAGUGCUUCUGGACCCCACCCCAGCAGGGCACCCAACUUCCAGGAUCUGAAGAUACAGCGAAUCAGUAUCCUGCAGCAGCUGUUGCGACAGGAGGUGGAGGGGCUGGUAGGGGGCAAGUGCACCCCCCAUGAUGGAGGCCCUUCCCUGGAUAUGGCUGAGCUUCGGCCCCUGCUGACUGACAUUUCUCAAGCUCUGAGUGCCCCAGAGCAGCAUCCUGGCACGUCCCCCCUUCCUGGACUGUCACAGCACCCCGGGCUACCACAGCCCUGCCUUCCCACGACAUGUGGGGAACCACAGCCCUGCCCUCCAGUGGAGCUGGGUCCCCCAGAGGCCUGCUGGAGGGGUGAGCCUGAGACACCAGAGCCCACCCCACAGGAAGAGCCUGUCGGGCCAGAGUGCUGCCCCCCAGCAGAGCCUGGACCCCUUGAGGCCAGCCCCCAGAAGCAGGCUGGACCCCCAGAACCCAGCCCCAGGGUGGAGCUAGGGGCAUCAGAAACCUGCUCUCUGGAAGCUGGAAGUCCAGAGUCCAGCCCACGGCCCUGCUGCAGUCAGUGGGCACCGGCAACCUCCAGCAUGACCAUCUCUUCCCAGCACCCACCUUCUACCAGCCCCCCUCUCUGUUCCCUGCAGUCUGUGAGGCCCCUGACAGGACAGGCAGGCCCUAGCAGUCUGGCCCCUCGAACCCUGGCCCUGAGGCAGCGCCUCAAAGCAUGUCUGACAGCCAUCCACUGCUUCCAUGAGGCCCGUCUGGAUGACGAGUGUGCCUUCUACACCAGCCGAGCCCCUGCCUCUGGCCCCCGCAGGGUCUGUACCAACCCUGUGGCCACGUUACUGGAAUGGCAGGAUGCCCUGUGUUUUAUUCCAGUUGGUUCUGCUGCCCCUCAGGACUCUCCAGCCUGAGGCACCUGCCUCCCCCUGCUGCCUGCUCCGUCCUUGUCUUUUAGCCCUUAUUUAUUGUUGGCCUGCCCCAUGGGGCCAAGGCCUAUACUCUGUUGUCCUUUAAUAAAGUUUCUGGUG